Messenger RNA from Menidia menidia (Atlantic silverside), 2589 nucleotides. NCBI's taxonomy places the organism in Eukaryota, Metazoa, Chordata, Actinopteri, Atheriniformes, Atherinopsidae. The record is from the annotation of a GenBank genome assembly.
GCGCUGCAGUCGCUGCGUCACGCGACACGUCACCGGGCUGCCCGAGCCCGGGCCGGCCGGAGAGGGGGGAGGCAGACGGAGCGCUUUCUGCUGGAGGGGACGGCACGACCACCAUCACCCAGCGCCGGCACCUUCUGUCCGCAGCGAACCAGGCCUGAAACUAUUGAUUUCCGGGGUAGUGUUGACACAGAAGACCCAACAUAAAUAUGGUGUUCAGAGGCACAAUAGCAGAUGCUCCAGACUUUGAUCCCAGCGCUGAUGCUGAGGCCCUCUACAAUGCUAUGAAAGGCAUUGGUAGCGACAAAGAAGCUAUCUUGGACCUGGUGACCUCUCGAAGCAAUGCACAAAGGCAAGAAAUCAUCGCUGCUUACAAAAGCAGUUUUGGGAAGGACCUGAUAGAGGAUCUGAAAUAUGAGCUCACAGGCAAAUUUGAGCGCCUUAUUGUCAGUCUGAUGAGAACCCGGGCCUACCAUGAUGCCAAGGAAAUCCAUGAUGCAAUCAAAGGAACCGGAACAAACGAGAGAUGCCUGAUUGAAGUCCUGGCCUCUAGAAACAACCAACAGAUUCACGAUAUGGUUGAAGCUUACAAGGAUGCUUAUGGCAGUGACAUGGAGGAGGAUGUUAUCGCAGAUACUUCCGGUCACUUCAAGAAGAUGCUGGUUGUUCUGCUUCAGGGGACCAGAGAUGAGUCAGGGGUGGUGGAUGCUGACCUGGUGGAGCAGGAUGCACAAGACCUGUAUGAAGCUGGGGAGGCGCAGUGGGGGACCGACGAGGCCAAAUUUAUCAUGAUUCUGGGAAACCGCAGUAUGACCCACCUCCGCAUGGUAUUUGACCAGUAUGAGAAGGUGAACGAGACGUCAAUCGAGGACAGCAUUAAGAAUGAGUUAUCUGGGGACUUUGAGAGGUUGAUGCUGGCUGUUGUUCAGUGUAUAAGGAGCGUCCCUAUGUUCUUUGCCAAGCGUCUUUACAAGUCAAUGAAGGGCCUGGGUACAGCUGACAACACUUUGAUUCGGAUCAUGAUUUCCCGCUCCGAAAUCGACAUGUUGGACAUUCGGGAGUGUUUCCGUCUCAGAUACGAGAAGUCCCUUUACAACAUGAUAAAGGAUGACACAUCAGGAGAUUACAAGAGGACCCUGCUUAGCCUGUGUGGAGGGGAUGAUGACUUAGCCGGAGAGUUCUUCCCCGAAGCUGCUCAGAUAGCCUACAAGAUGUGGGAAUUAAGUUCCAUGACCAAAGUGCAGCUAAGGCCUACAGUCCGCCCUGCAUCCAAUUUUGACCCUGCCACUGAUGCACAAGCGCUGAGGAAAGCUAUGAAGGGAUUCGGAACAGACGAAGAUGCAAUCAUUGACAUCGUUGCCCACAGAUCCAACAGCCAGAGGCAAGAGAUCAGGCAGUCCUUCAAGUCCCUGCUGGGGAGGGACCUGAUGAAGGAUCUGAAGUCUGAACUGUCAAAGAACUUAGAGAGGCUGGUCAUUGCCCUCAUGUUGACUCCUGCUGAGUUUGAUGCCAAAAUGAUGAGAAAGGCAAUGGAGGGGGCUGGGACGGAUGAACAUGCUCUGAUCGAGAUCCUUGUGACCAGGAGCAAUGAAGAAAUACAAGCCAUGAACGCUGCCUAUCAGGAUGCGUAUAAGAAGUCCCUGGAAGAAGCCAUCCAGUCAGACACGUCGGGCCACUUCUGUCGCAUCCUUGUUUCUCUUGUGCAGGGCGCAAGAGAGGAAGGCCCUGCAGACGUGGAAAGAGCCAAUGCUGAUGCACAGGAACUUGCUGACGCUUGCAACGCCGAGUCUGACGAGAUGGAGAUGAAAUUCAUGAGCAUCCUUUGCACCAGGAGCUUCCCCCAUCUCAGGAGAGUGUUCCAAGAGUUUGUGAGAUUCACCAACAAAGACAUUGAGCAGAUUAUCAAGAAGGAAAUGUCUGGAGAUGUGAAAAACGCCUUUUACGCCAUAGUUUGCAGUGUGAAGAACCAGCCAUCUUACUUUGCAGAGCGUUUGUACAAAGCGAUGAAGGGUCUUGGUACAGACGACAGGGCGCUCAUCCGCAUCAUGGUGUCCCGCAGCGAGGUCGACCUGUUCAACAUUCGUAAAGAGUUCAAGGACGCUCAAGAUGCCUCCCUCCAUGAAUUCAUCCAGGUAGAAACCAUGAUCGGUGAUACUUCAGGAGAUUACCGUAAAACCCUGCUGAUUCUCUGCGGAGGAGAAGAUUAAACCUGUCACGCCUCUUGAGCUUUGUUCACAGUAUUUGGCGACUAUAAGACGAGCCUGUUCGCGCAGUAAAACAGUGGUGCUCAAGGAAAGUUUGUGUUGCCAGUGUCCCUUGUUGCUGCAACUCUCCAGCCAAACCUAAUGACCCACUGUAUGGUGACCUCUCACCCUGUCAGCAAGCCAGUUUUAUUCUCUCACACCUACUCACUUUCUCCAAUAAGCUGAUAUCUGUCUUUUUUUCACGGUGUCAAAAGACGUGUAUAGCUCGGUGGGUACUGGAGGAGUUCCCUCAGCUUUUUGCCUGUCCAGUCAGUACUGUAAUUUUUAAGGAAUCCUAUGAACCUGAAUUAAAUGAAUAUAAAGAAAAAAAUCUUGCCAUUUCUCUUUC